AUGGAGACAUUGGACGUGCUUGAUCUACCCCAGCUUUACACCCGACCUUCCGCCGAGACACUCCUUGAUACGCUCGGACUUCUCACGCUCGCGCCGCAGUCAUGGGACUUUGAUGAAGAGACAAAUACUAAGGAUGGGAGAAGUGAGCAGGAGUCUCGAAAGACCAAGCGGAGAACAGUACAAGUCAAUCCAGAAGGCGUUACACGAUAUCUCACAAGCAUUGUGAGCAACCCUCUGAAAUGGAUACAAGAUGAGGAAGUCAAGGAAGAAAUCUGGAAUCAGGCCAGCCUUCGAAUGAGCGAGCGUUCGGGUCGCACGGCCAUGGGCUCGUUGUCCCGCGAGUUCCGAAUACCCUUGACCUCGAGCUGGUUCACCUUGACCAUUCACGAACCUGCCCUAACCGGCGACGACCUGGGCUUGAAGACAUGGGCCGCCUCCUACAUGCUCUCCAAACGUCUACACAAAUUUGAUAUAGUCGAUUCAGACUCAGGGUCAAGGCCACCCAUUUUGGAAUUGGGAUCAGGCACUGGACUGGUAGGACUGGCCAUGGCUGCUCUGGGCGCAGCUGUCAUUCUCACGGACCUGCCUAAUAUACAAGACAAUCUUGCGCGCAAUGCAAAAGAUAACUCUACGCUCAUCGAGCAGAACGGCGGGUCGGCACGUACUGGGACAUUAGACUGGAUGCAGCCUGCCUCGUGUGAAUUGUUCGCGGAUGGCGUAGUCACCGAGACACUUGAUGCUGCCACAUCAAAGUUCCCUAUCAUACUCGCAGCCGACACGCUAUACUCCCCAGAACUUCCACGCAUGUUAGUCGACACUAUCGCGGCAUGGCUGUCUGAGGAUGCCAACGCCCAAGUCAUUACCGAGUUUCCGUACAGAGAAUUCAAUCGGCAAGAAAUGAAAGAGUUUCGGGAACGGAUGGAAAGCAUUGGACUCUACAUCCUGGAAGAAGGGGAAGAGAACGGUUUCGACGACUGGGGUGCAUCAGGAGCAGCUGGUAGAGAAGAAGACAGAGCGCUCAAUCCUUCGUUCGUCCUCAAGCAAAAAGAUGAAGUCGUGUACGAAGACCGCCCAAUCCCCGAACUUCCCUCACCAUACGAUGUCCUCGUGAAGCCUAAGUGGACAGGUAUCUGCGGUUCAGAUGUCCACUACUGGGUCGAAGGCCGCAUCGGCCACUUCGUCGUCGAGAAGCCCAUGGUCCUCGGCCACGAGUCCGCAGGUAUUAUUGAGAAGGUAGGUGACAAGGUCAAGACACUGAAGGUUGGCGACCGCGUCGCUAUGGAACCUGGUGUUCCCUGCCGCCGCUGCGUUCGCUGCAAGGAGGGCAAAUACAACCUAUGCCCCGACAUGGCUUUCGCCGCCACACCGCCCUAUGAUGGUACCCUGGCGAGGUACUACACCCUGCCUGAGGACUACUGCUACAAGCUCCCCGAAAACAUGAGCCUGGAGGAGGGCGCUCUCAUCGAACCCACAGCUGUCGCAGUCCACAUCACAAGGCAAGCGGCCAUCAAGCCUGGAGACUCGGUCGUUGUGUUCGGCGCUGGACCGGUUGGCUUGCUGUGCUGUGCUGUUGCGAAGGCGUACGGUGCGAAGAAGAUCGUCACAGUCGACAUCAACGACGAGAGAUUAAACUUCGCGCUCAAGUAUGCGGCGAAUGCUAGUUUCAAGAGCGCACGCGUUAGCGCAGAAGAGAACGCGAAGAACCUGAUCAAGGAGUGCGAGUUGGGACCUGGUGCAGAUGUCAUCAUCGACGCCUCGGGUGCUGAGCCUUGCAUUCAGACUGCAAUCCACGCCCUCAGGAUGGGCGGCACAUACGUACAGGGUGGCAUGGGCAAACCCGACAUCAACUUCCCCAUCAUGGCCAUGUGCACCAAAGAGCUCAACGUCAAGGGCUCAUUCCGCUACGGCUCGGGCGACUACCAAACCGCCGUCGACCUGGUUGCGAGCGAGCGCAUCAGUAUCAAGGAGCUCAUCACAGGGAAGGUCAGCUUUGAUGAGGCCGAGAAGGCGUUCGCGGACGUUAAGCAGGGUAAGGGGAUCAAGAUUCUGAUUGAGGGGCCCAAGGAGUAG
Molecule: messenger RNA, 2070 nt
Organism: Macroventuria anomochaeta
Lineage: Eukaryota; Fungi; Ascomycota; Dothideomycetes; Pleosporales; Didymellaceae
Exons: 4
Coding region: 1-2070 (689 amino acids)
Biological process (GO): D-sorbitol catabolic process
Molecular function (GO): L-iditol 2-dehydrogenase (NAD+) activity; zinc ion binding
Source: RefSeq, a predicted model, not a curated record